AUGGUCGGUCGGUCCCUGUCUUAUCACUGGACUGCAUUCAGCGAAGACAGAAAGGUGUGAAGACCAAGAAGCCUUGAAUGGAAUGUGAUUGGUUUCUCCUCACGCGCUGCACCCAAAAAAGGGCAUAUGUCUCUUUUUGUGUAUCAGCAUAAUCGCCGUCGGAAUGUCUGCGCGGUUGAGAUCGAAUUGAGAGAAAAGUUUUGCCGCAUCUUUGCGAUCUCAUCUCAUCUUUUCUUUGUUUUGUUUUAAGUUAACUUUUUUGAGGCUAAAAGUUUAGAAGAUACAGUCUCACGUUGAAACGUACUUUAUUAAUGUGAUUUACUGUUACAAAAAGUCUUGUAAACCAUUAUAUUAAGGACUUUGAUCUUCAUUAUUUUCCCGCACUUAGAAAACAAGAGAAAGGUUCAUUCUUUUGUUUUGGAAGAAGAGUUUUCGAAAGUGUCGAAGAACGACACAGAUGGCUAUUUCGAGGCUGACGUGUUCAGAUCGGAACGAAAAUGUGGUCGCGACCUUCGAUUGCGAGGUUUGAAGACACCGAUGCGUCAUCAACACUUUGUUUGUUGUUUCGACGUCUGAAAGUCAUCUGGGUGGCAGAAUGAACACAUCUUGUAAAAUCAAUUGUUAAGGUCAAAUCAUUUUAUUUGAUAUCUGAUAAUAGGAAAAAAUAAACUUUGAAAAAAAAACCCUUUUGAGCAAGUUUUUGUGAAAAUUGAUGCCUGAAUUUAACAAAAGAAGGGUCUGAGGUGGAAAAUACAGAUCUGAUCCUAACUUCUGAGAUGGUUAGUCCUAGAUGUAUGUAUUCGAAACACGAAGAUUUAUCUGGAUAGCGCCUAAAAAUACUGAAAAAUAAACCGUCGAAAAUGUACGGCAAAAGCUCGAAAAAUGGUUUUCUUAGGCUCAUGCUGAGGACUAACUACUUUGAAGGGUUUGAAGGUUUUAUUCAAGAAUUGGUCAGGAAAUGACUUCUUUUUCAUUGUAGCUAUUUUCUAAUUCUUUUUUUUGAAUGCAUAGUUGGAAAAGAAAGCAAAAACAAUGAAUUUCAUUUUUUCUUAGAAUUUGUUUCAUUUGUUCACUGGUUCACCUUUUUGCUAUUCAAUCUUCUCUCAAAACGAAGAUUUUUCAGAGCACAAACGGCUGGAGCGGUCCCUCGACGAGUGUAGCCGAUGCAUAGAUGGGUCACGGCUGGCCAAGCACUGCGUCGUCGCCUUCGGAAUCAACGUAAGAUCUCUCUUUUGUACCAAAGCUCUCGGGAUCCCUAAUCGGAUUUUUCCAAGGUGUAGUCACUUUGUAAUCAACCUGAACGGAAAGAAGCUGAAACCUAGGCCCAUUUUCGCAGUCUGUAAUACUUCUUUGAGUCUGGUAACUUUUGACAUAAGAGUUUCGGUAUACAUGGAAACUUUUGAGUUUUUACACCGGCCCCUUUCCAAGGGUUAAUCUGAGAGAUUUUCAACGAAAUGGGAGAAAAUAUUCAUAUGCACAUUUGUGAGAAAGUCAGAAAGAACAAAAACCUUAAAAUUCAAGUUUCAUCGGACGAUCAACUUUGAAAGAAAGAGUAUUCCGACAAACCGGGAAUUCUCUUUAGUUUUUUGGGUGUAGAACUGAUGAUUCGUCACUCAAUACUAUUUAAUAUUUUGUUCAGCUUAUAACCUCUUUUUUAUUGUUUUUUCCAAAUACGCUUGUUGAGAUUUUCUGAUCAACUGCGUUUUCAGAUUGAGUUGAUUAAAUAUGAUCGAUGUGACGUUUCGAAAACCCUAUUCAAUAUUCUGAAUUCCAAUUGCGCAUCAUACGCUCAAUGAAUGUUAGUGAUCUUCGUCCUUCCUUGUUUCGCAGUUAUUUCUCUCCAAUCAGGACGGACGAUUCUAAAAACUCGUUUCACAAUGAGUUAUUUUAAAAACAAAUUAGCGUUUCCUAACAGGUCGUCGUUAGUUUUAUUUCAUUCGAUUUUUCUUCUUUUACAACCAUUUUCGUUGUUUUCUUGAGGGAAAAGUUGGUCAAAACUGUCACAUGGCCGCCCUUUCGAACUCACUUUAUUGCCCAAAAGUCCGUUUCAAGAAACUUAAAAUCGUCUGCCGAUUUCGUGUAGUUUCUUCUGCAGGGUCGUUCAGAGGAAGAAUGUUUUCGAUUAGAUGGAAAAUAUUUACUCGGGAAUGAGGAUGACCAAAAAACGGAAUGUGUGCAGAAGACUAUUUUCGACGAAUUCUAAAUAUAUUGACGGCGAAGAAUUUGGAGAGACAAGAGGUCAAACGGGAAGAAGGAAUGGAAAAAAUUUCAAGUGGUUUUCGAUGUUGAAACGCGCGCCGACAGGCAAGUCACGUUCGAUGUAACGCCAGAGAAGUUUGCAAGGAUUUUUUGAUAUCGAACACAAAAAUCGAAGAGAAGGCGACACGUUUGCACUCUAGCCUUUCACUGAUGUUCCUAAACAUGAGACUUGGACGCGCGACAACACAGGAUAGACUGAAAUGAUAUCAAAAAAUGAUUCUGACAGGUGCCGAAGACAAAGUUGAAACGCUUUCUUCGGCGAUAUGAGUCAUAGUUUUUUCUCUAGUUGUAGUGUAUUUGCCGACUCGCAAAUGAAUUCAUUCACUAACUUUUCAUUAUAAAAUUGUUCAUACUGAGUUUUUUUUUCACGUAUUUUAUCUAAACCAAAGAUUUGUAACAGAAUUUAAUCGCAAAAGUUUUUUUUUCGGUGCUUUUCAGAUGCCGAUUUUUCAAAAAGGAUGUGAACAGUACUAGCUAGUUAAUCUUUUGACGCGCGUAGAAAUAUGAUUUUCGCCUUAAAAGAAAUUUAUUGAGGCGACAGGUUCCUAGUAGUAUCGAAUGUUUUUUCUCUCGAAACAAAUAUUAUAGUUCAACAGGAAAAGUUGAAUUUUUUUCGAACUAAAAUAAAAGAAAGAUAAAAAUUAAAAAUAGCAUGUGGUGGUUUGAAGCAAGGUCCAACUUCACUAUGACCUGUCUAUUGCCUUUUUGAAUACCUUAUGUUCAGACCUACCUGGCUGUAGUGGAGUGGGAUGGCCUGGAUGAACAGCACUGCAUCAUUGCGCCGAUGGCUCACGUCUCUUCGAGCAUCCAACUCGACGAGAACGUCUGGGACGAAAUGCGAAUUUGGCGCAAAGGUACCUUCUUCCGCUUCUAUUCAAACCCACUAUUCGAAAUUGGUUUUACCUUCAAACAUUGUUUUUUUUUUUCAGAUUUAAACCGAAAAUUUUUUUAAAUCUAAAUAUUAUAGACAGAAGCUAUCCGAUUCAAACAACAUUGCCAGAAGUUUUUUUGAAACUAAUUUGAACAAUUUCUACCGGAAUAAGCAAGUUUUUUUGCCUUCCGUAAGACUUCCGUUAUUUAAAAAUGAAAAUCCACAUCAUUUUAAAUUUUGUAAUGAAAUUCUAUUUUGUAAAUCUAGUUUCCGUGGGUUAUGAGCUUUGAAGCUCUUCCGGAGAAAAUCUCUUUCUGUUUUCGAGUUUGCAGAGCUCGAUAGGUUCAUCGAAAAGCUGUAGAGAGGGAUUUUGCAGGUUUGGUGGCGAUGUGGAAUGAGCAAGGGAGAGACUGUGUGUUUCUGGAGAUGUCGCGACACGUCGACCAGAACCCGCACCUCGUCGUCGAAUGUCUGCCGCUGCCGCUCGAAGUCGGAGACUUGGCUCCCAUCUACUUCAAGGUUCUUCCUCAAUUUUUGACAUGCCUUUUUUGCAAAAAAAAAGGAAAAAAAAUGGACCUCUGAAUUUUCCUUGAUUUGCUUGAACGGGUUGGGGUUUAACGGCGCAAUUCGUUGGAAUGUUGGUCGAUGAUUUUCGACCGUUUCGAAAGGCCUGCCUGCAAUAUUGGCGAGGAAUGUUAACACGCUGAUUCGUCCUUUUCCCGCAGAUUCGGAGGAAUUUGAACGGAUAUUUAGAGCGAGUGCUUCCCUCGGACUUGCUUUCUUUCAUUAUGCGCCUGAAUGCUCGAACGUCGAAGAACAGCCGACUUCGAAAAUAUCAAUAUAGGAAUUUUCUGCAGAUCUCUUUUUCCUUUCUGUUAAAGUGUGUUUCGCUGGAACGGUCCUUCGAUCAAAUCUUUUAUUGUUUGCCUGAGAGCGGUCCACACACUCGACAAUCGGCGUUUGGCCUAUCGGAACUUACGACGAAGAAACCACGAGCGGAAUGUCCAUAAUGACGCUUUCGCUAGUUAUGCCGACUGAGACAGUUGUUCGAAGAUCAUCUUGUUUUUUUUUUUGUUUUAAGCGACGCGGCGACGACUUCACGACGGUCACCACGUGAUAGGUCGGUCUCUUAGGGAUCGCUGUCAUAAUAAUAUCGCUCUGAAGCCUACUGUUGGAAUGUUUUUGUGCGGAAAGAUCUCAGUCCAGUAUUAAAACAAUGAUCAAAUUUCUAUUGAUUUUUUUUUCUUAAGAAGUGGGUAUAACAGAUGGACUACACGGAGGAAAAAUUUUUAGAUGAUUAAAUAAUGGAAAUGCUAUAUAUCCGUAAUGAAUGGAAAUGAAUUUUAAGAAACAGGAUCUCAUCAAUGUUAACUCUCUAAGACUCAAUUCACAAGGAAGAUGUCGUCAUUGAAAAUUCCCGACGAUUAUUAGCUUCAAAUUGUGUAUUUGAAAGCAAAUUCAAACGGUUUUCUGGUUUAGCCUGGGACUCCAAAAUUUUUCUAAUAGACGCAUAGAAAUUUUUUCGCUGUACCCAUCUCCGAAUGGAAAAAGAGAGUAAUGCAUUUUUGCAUGCGCUUAUUCAUGUUUACACCUCUGAUAGUCAAUUACGUCCUUCCGAACUCUCAGUCUGGUUGAGACGGUUUCGAUGAAAAAGUUGUGAAAGGGAUAGGUGCAGGCCGGGUUGAGCGAACAGCGACACGCUCCGCACGACCUCACGACGCGUGGUGGUCGUGCAGCGACGGCGCCAGCACGUCUCCAACGUCUUCGCGGAAUCGACCUUCCCAUCUAUCAUCGGUCUUCAGGCACCGCAGAUGUCGUUGUUUUCCACACGCCAUCAUGUCUCGCAUCAGGCCGAUAGCAACGAUGAUAGUAGGCGCCUUGACUGUCGCGUGAUUUACACGAUUGAUUGGACUGCAAUUUGCAGAUCUUUCAUUUCCUUCAAAAAUAUUUGCAUUUCGGUGAUUCGCGCCGACACGCCUUCACCGUCUUCGUUAUUCGGUUCACGUGAACGGGUGCACGUCAAAAACAUUUUUACCCGAAUAUUCAUCGAAAAAAGCAUUGAAAAUGAUUAAUCAGGGAACCUUUUGAGCUCGGAGGCAUUUUUUUGUUGCUUCACAUUGACGAAAAAAACCUAUGAUUUAUAGGUCCAUAUAUUGCUUGUUUGUUUAGCAAUCUGUCCCUUCCAGUUGGUGAGCAAUUCCCAAUUAAAAACAAUGGGCCAGAAAACAAAAAGGCCGUGCAGAAACAGAACUUUGAGUUUGAUGUUUUUGUUGAGCUUCGGGCCAUUUCCUGUUUUUCUAGCACAAAUGAUAUUAUAAAUUUGGAAUGAAUUCAUCAAAUUUUAGUCUUGCAGAAAGCGAUAAACGAGUGUGAGGGCGAGUUUGUGGACAACAAGAAGCUGCUUGAAACGAAAGACUUGCGGCGGCAGAUCCCCAAAGGCUUCAGCUUCUUCUCAGUCGACUUCGGUCUGAGCAACGGCUUUGCUCAUGUUAUAGAAAACCACGAGCUUUUUCCUGCAAACUUCGGGACGGUUCGUCUUCACUCGUUUGGAAAUUCUCAAUGCUCUCCACAGGAAAUCCUCGCUGGAAUGCUCGACUUACCGCCGAAGAAGUGGCGCAAGCGUGAAGCCGUCGAGAUGAGUGUUCAGAAGGCUCGGGCCGAAGCCUUCAAACAGCUCUGGGAACCAUUUGAUUGGACCAAACGCCUCGACCGUCAACAAUAA
This is a messenger RNA of Caenorhabditis auriculariae, 5852 nucleotides long. The record is from the annotation of a GenBank genome assembly. NCBI's taxonomy places the organism in Eukaryota, Metazoa, Nematoda, Chromadorea, Rhabditida, Rhabditidae.